Messenger RNA from Glycine soja, 1777 nucleotides. RefSeq names its product protein DETOXIFICATION 16-like. Gene Ontology annotation, biological process: xenobiotic detoxification by transmembrane export across the plasma membrane. Gene Ontology annotation, cellular component: membrane. The record is from RefSeq and is a predicted model, not a curated record. The transcript is spliced from 7 exons. Gene Ontology annotation, molecular function: xenobiotic transmembrane transporter activity; antiporter activity. The coding region runs from base 111 to 1538 and encodes 475 amino acids. Lineage: Eukaryota; Viridiplantae; Streptophyta; Magnoliopsida; Fabales; Fabaceae.
UCACGUAGAUAUAUAUUCAUAUUCAUACGCGAAAGUGAAAGAGAGACCGAAACAAAACAAGGUGGCAGCAGAGUCUGUAGUCUGUAUGUUUGCAUGUAUCUGAAGAAAAAAUGAGAAUUGGGAGAGAAGAAGUGGUGGAAGAAGUGAAGAGGCUGCUAUGGUUAGCAGUGCCUCUCUUCUCAGUUGGAAUUUUACAAUACAUUCUUCAAGCCAUCUCUGUCAUGUUUAUUGGCCAUCUUGGUACCCUCCCUCUUUCCGGCGCUUCCAUGGCCUCUUCCUUCGCAUCGGCCACCGGCUUCAACUUAUUGUUGGGGCUAGCUACUGCACUGGACACAUUUUGUGGUCAAUCAAAUGGAGCAGGACAAUACCAUAUGCUUGGAAUACACAUGCAGAGAUCCAUGCUUGUUGUUUUAAUGAUGAGUGUGUUCCUUUCGAUCAUCUGGUACAACACAGAACCAAUUCUCAAGGCUAUGCACCAAGACAAAGCCAUAUCCAAGGAAGCCGGCUCAUACACCCAGUACAUGAUCCCGAGUUUAUUUGCAUACGGUCUUCUUCAGUGCAUUCUCAAGUUCUUGCAAACCCAAAAGAUUGUGUUCCCAAUGGUGCUAACUUCUGGAAUUGCAGCUGUGCUUCAUGUCCUUUUGUGUUGGCUUUUGGUUUUCAAGUCAGGGCUUGGAAUCAAAGGAGCAGCCUUGGCCAAUUCCAUAUCGUAUUGGAUAAAUGUAAUCUUGAUUUCUCUGUAUGUGAGGUUCUCUUCUGCAUGCAAACACUCUUGGACAGGUUUUUCCAAGAUGGCCCUGCACAACCUUCUUGAUUUCCUUAAACUCGCUGCUCCUUCAGCUGUUAUGCACUGCUUGAAAGUGUGGACAUUUGAACUGAUGGUCCUCAUGUCUGGUCUUCUUCCUAACCCAAAAUUAGAAACUUCAGUGCUUUCAAUAUGCCUUAAUACAUUUGGUCUAGCUUGGAUGAUCCCUUUCGGAUUCAGUGCUGCUGUAAGUGUACGGGUCUCCAAUGAACUGGGGAGUGGAAAUCCACAAGCCGCAAGUCUAGCAGUUCGGGUGGUGUUAUCAAUGGCCUUAAUUGAAGGGGUCAUUUUAGUUUCAGCCAUGAUUCUACUGCGGAAUGUCUGGGGACAUGUUUACAGUAAUGACAAAGAAGUGAUCAGAUAUGUUUCAUUCAUGAUGCCAGUUUUGGCCCUUUCUAGCUUUCUAGAUGGGAUCCAAGGUACACUUUCAGGCAUUCUUGCAGGAUGUGGGUGGCAGAAGAUUGGUGCCUAUGUGAAUCUUGGCUCAUUUUAUCUUGUGGGCGUUCCUUGUGCUGUAGUAUUAGCGUUUAUUGUACACAUGAAAGCCAAGGGGCUUUGGAUGGGGAUCAUUUUUGCAUUUAUUGUGCAAGUGUCACUUUACAUAAUCAUUACUUUUCGAACUAAUUGGGAGGAACAAGCAAGGAAAGCUCAAAGGAGAGUUGAACUCAUAACCAUCCCGCCAACUACUAGAGACAGCGUAUUACCGCAUCAAAAACAGGAACUAGUUCCCUAAUCAAUUUAUGGUUAUUGGCUUUAUCAUUCUGAUCCCAAAACCUGCCACCGAAGGACUAAUGUUGUUGUAUACAGCCCCAAAUUGGGAACAAGUAAUGGAAUAAAGAUUGGAAGGGCCAUGAAUUUCAAAGACAUACAUUUAUAGAACUUUUGUGCAUUGUAACCAGUGGAAGAACAAAAAUAACAACUCAAAUGACUACCUAUUUCAGAAUGAAUUUCAUAAAAACAUGGCUUUGGAAA